Annulohypoxylon truncatum is the source of this 2690-nucleotide messenger RNA. RefSeq names its product Nonaspanin. The record is from RefSeq and is a predicted model, not a curated record. Gene Ontology annotation, cellular component: fungal-type vacuole membrane; endosome. The transcript is spliced from 3 exons. Gene Ontology annotation, biological process: protein localization to membrane; vacuolar transport. NCBI's taxonomy places the organism in Eukaryota, Fungi, Ascomycota, Sordariomycetes, Xylariales, Hypoxylaceae. Bases 295 to 2241 code for a protein of 648 amino acids.
AUUUUAUGAAUCGUACAGCAUAAUUAAAUAUUUUGGAGCUACCUUGCCAUUUGGAACUUGAAACCAUCGUCGAAACUUUCUCUACCGAGCCGCUUUCGCGCUAAUCGUCAUUUGACAUGAUACUGUAUUUGCAUUUGUCUUAAUAGAUCUUCAUUGAACCUCGACACUUCUAACUUCCAAGGUUGAGUCUCCUCAUACGAUCUAGCCAACGAGCCUUUGUGCUCCGUGAUUGGUCCUGAAUCCUUCUUUUCUUACGGCCUUCGGUAAGACGCUCGAUGUCCUAAACAGUCCACAAUGAAGUCGAGAACGUUUGCGCCGUCUUGGGCGUUCUGCUCUGCGCUGUUGGCCCUCCCUCAACUCGCGACCUCCUUUUACCUCCCUGGUGUCGCGCCAACAUCAUACAAACAGGGCGACAAGGUUCCUCUCUAUGUAAACAGCAUCAAACCUGUGGCCGCCCAAGAUGCGCUCCUUCACUCCGUCAUGUCGUACGAUUACUAUAAUGAGAGGUUUCAGUUCUGCCAGCCCGAAGGAGGUCCCUCCUACGUAUCCGAAAGCCUAGGAAGUAUCCUGUUCGGUGACCGAAUCAUGACUUCGCCAUUCGAGCUGAAUAUGAUGAAGAACGAGACAUGCAAGAAGUUAUGUUCCGCGAAAUAUGACAUGCCUUCAGCACAUUUCGUCAACAAACGAAUCAUGCAGGGGUACGCUUUAAACUGGUUGGUGGAUGGUUUACCAGCAGGUCAACAUCUCCUUGAUGAUCUUACCGGAACGACGUUCUAUAGUCCGGGGUUUGCUAUGGGCACUAUCUCGACGACCGAUCCGGACGGCCCGACGUUCUUCAACAAUCAUUAUGAUAUUGUUAUCGAAUACCAUAAAGUGAAUGGGAAGGAGGACCAGCUGAGAGUUGUUGGUGUCAUUGUCCAACCCGCAUCGAAGGCGUACAAGGGUGAUGACCUGGAAUGCAACGACAAUCAGACACCGCCCGUGGUCCUGGUGGAGGACGCCGGUGCCGAGACCGAAGUUACCUUCACCUACAGCGUUUACUGGACUGAGUCACCAACUGCCUGGGCCACGCGAUGGGAUAAAUAUUUGCAUGUAUUUGACCCGAAGAUUCAUUGGUUCUCUCUGGUCAACUCGGCAGUCGUGGUUAUUUUCCUAACCGUCACUGUAACCUCCGUUCUAUUCAGGGCUCUGAAGAAGGAUAUCGCAAGGUACAACCGACUAGAUCAGAUCAAUCUUGAGGAUCUCUCCGGUACCUCGGCUUUAGAAGAUGGCGUACAAGAAGAUUCUGGCUGGAAACUAGUUCACGGCGAUGUUUUCCGAACUCCCUCGCAUCCUCUUCUCCUAUCAGUCUUCCUCGGCAACGGUGCUCAGCUAUUUGUUAUGACCGGCUUCACCAUCUGCUUCGCCCUGCUGGGAUUCUUGUCGCCCUCGAACCGCGGUUCUCUCGGAACAAUCAUGAUUAUCCUAUAUACCCUACUCAGUUUCGUUGGUGGCUAUGUCUCCGCAAGAGUCUACAAGUCGAUGAACGGCGAGAAGUGGAAGUUGAACAUUGGGUUGACUCCUCUUCUCGUUCCCGGGAUUGUCUUUUCGACAUUCUUCUUCCUAAACUUGUUCCUCUGGGCUAACGGGGCUGCUGGCGCUGUUCCCUUCACUACCAUGCUAGUUAUCAUCGGUAUUUGGUUCAUUAUCUCGAUCCCCCUUUCAGUUAGCGGUUCGUGGCUCGGAUUCCGCGCACCGGCUGUCGAACCCCCCGUUCGAACCAACCAGAUUCCACGACAGAUUCCUCCAUCUACGACUUACCUAAAGCCUCUCCCUAGCAUGUUGCUUGUAGGCAUUCUGCCUUUCGGCGCGAUCUUUGUCGAGCUCUAUUUUAUCAUGAGUUCGAUCUGGUUUAGCAAGAUCUACUACAUGUUCGGCUUCCUCUUCCUAUGCUACGGCCUUAUGAUUAUUACCUGCGCUGCGGUAACUGUACUUAUGGUGUAUUUCUUACUAUGCGCCGAGAACUACCAUUGGCAAUGGCGAUCCUUCCUAGCAGCCGGUAUGAGCGCCGGCUAUAUCUUCGCAAAUGCCUUGAUAUACUUGAUCAGCAAGUUAUCUCUGGGCGGUUUAUCCGGUACAGUUCUGUACAUCGGAUAUAGCGCUCUACUUUCCUUCUUAUUUUUCAUCUUGACAGGGUCUAUCGGAUUCUUUUCGAGUUGGUGGUUUACACAGAAAAUUUACGCAUCCAUCAAGAUCGACUAGGUCGCUUAAUGGGUAACGAGAGGAGGUAUGUGAGGAUGCUUCACCGUUCGAAGUAGGGGAUCCGGGGACGUAUUCGAACACUGUACUAUAUACAUGUACAAUCGGCGUCUCUUUUUUCGCACGCCGUCUUUGCGACAUACUCACAUGGGGCGAGAUGAGAUUUUGAUGAGUUGCAUAAGUGGUCUACGGGUACCAAAAGAUCCCGGCGUUUCUAGGAGGCGUUCUUCCAGGUUUAGGAGGGCUCUCACAUGUCAUGAAUAGAACGGGAGGAAAAGUCUAUGCCGGCCCUGGUGGAGCUGGGGUGGACAUCGGCUUGAUCAUCCUAAGUACUCGGAAAAUAUCAAUAAACUUCAUAAUUGCCGGAAUCGCUAUUGGGAUGCUGUAAAUGCGCGGUCGAUCGUGGUGUUACUCAGUCCUUUACGUCUUUCGGUGAUUAAUCAGGUUGAACC